Messenger RNA from Penicillium chermesinum, 399 nucleotides. RefSeq lists its product as uncharacterized. NCBI's taxonomy places the organism in Eukaryota, Fungi, Ascomycota, Eurotiomycetes, Eurotiales, Aspergillaceae. The coding region runs from base 1 to 399 and encodes 132 amino acids. The record is from RefSeq and is a predicted model, not a curated record. The transcript has a single exon.
AUGCGGGAAUACGAGGAAAGGCGACUAGUGGAAGCUAUCCAAUCACCACGCCUUGAUAACAAGGUUAUCGCUGAAGCUUCGUUGGCGUAUCUCACGAAGGAGGGAAUUGUUCCGGAGGAUUAUUCUGUCGAGACAUUGGCGCGGGCUAUCCUUUACUUGAUAAUGCUCGAUGAGAGCCAAGCGAAAAGCAUAGCAGAUAUUCUGGAGCGAUGGAUGCUAUGGUCCCAGUUUGGUGGAAUGCAAAAAGUACAGCUGGACCUCCUGGUGAAGAACAAACUCUCGUUCUGCUAUGCGUCUAUCCUAGUCGCCGUGGUUCAGCAGGCCAAUGCCACCGAGAGCACUCUGGGCUCGGACAUGCUUGAGAGUAUGAGAUUGUGGAGGAGGGUGCGUCUCGGUUAA